Messenger RNA from Durusdinium trenchii, 1011 nucleotides. NCBI's taxonomy places the organism in Eukaryota, Dinophyceae, Suessiales, Symbiodiniaceae. The record is from the annotation of a GenBank genome assembly.
AUGCUACAUUUUUUGUGCACCACGCUACACUUGCUGUACGUUUCCCUUGCUAUCCACUGGACUUUGACCUGUUCAUUGUGCAGAUGGGCCAAGGCCAAGGCGGUUCGCAAAGCAGAUGGACUGACUGUCUGUGAGGAUGCUCAUCAGAAUCCAUCUUCAAAGAAUCGACGCUUCAACGUCUCCUUGCUUCUGCGAUAUAGCCCUCCAGAUGGGAGCCGGGUCCGGCACGUGAUGGUGGAUGCAGGGAAGACUUUACGACAGGCAGCACUGGCAGCACUGCCACAAUACGGUGUGAGAAACAUCGAUGCCUUGCUGGUGACACAUGGCCAUGCUGAUGCCAUGCUCGGCAUGGAUGAUUUGAGGGAUUUGCAGGUCAUCGAGAAGUUCUGGUCCGAAUCCGGGGAACAUAUCGGCUACCAACUGGCAGACGGAGCUGGCCCCAUGCAGAUCAUCUCCAACAAAGUCACAUUGGACCGGGUCCGUGAGGCCUUUCCAUAUUUGGACGGAAAUACCGACUUUGUGCGUCCUGGCGUCCUUCGCCGGCGCAUUGCCUACAUCGAGUUUAUGGAGGUUUCUGAUGACGAGACAAUGGACCUUGUUGGUGGCUUGCCGCUCCGUGUGUUUCCUGUGUGGCAUGGCGGUACAUAUGUGUCGCUGGGCUUUGCUUUCGGGGGGAAGCUCAAAGGUGGCUAUCCCCUUGUUUACAUUUCGGAUAUCAAGGACGUUCCACCCAAGACGAUGUCCUUCUUGGAAGAAGCCGCCGCUGUCGGCAUCGAUCUGUUCAUGGUGGAUGCCCUUUCAAGAUCCGGUCAUCCAACACACAUGUCCUUAGACGAAGCUCUGGAGCUGGUCCGCAAGCUGCGACCGAAGAGGACUUUGUUGGUGGGCAUGGAUUCCUGCGCGAUGGGAGAUCAUGACGAGGUCAACGAAGAGCUUCGAGCGCUGCAGCGCGAAGGCUUGGGCCAUUGGAAUCAUUGGACAUGUAUCGGAGAAUAUCAAACGCACUGUUGA